AUGAUGCAGAACCCGCUGCUGUCGUACCCGGCGUUCAGCCACUUCCUGGAGCUGCGCCACCACCACCACCAACAGCAGCAGCACGCCCAGCACAGCCACCAGCAGCAGCACCAGCCGCAGGCGACGGCGGCCUCCGGCGCGGGCGCGCCGCCGCCCCCGCCGCCCCCACCGCCCCCGACGACAUCGUUUUUCAUGUACGCCGCGGCGGCAGCGGCCGGCACGGGCUCUCCCGCCGCAUCCGCGGCCGCCGCCGCCGCCGCCGCUGCCGCCGCCACGGCCGCCGCUGCCGCCGCCACCGCGAGGCCGCCCCCCAGCAAGUCGUUCACCAUAGACGCCAUCCUGGGGCUGCGCGCCACCGACCUCAGCACCGCCGCCUCCACCGCCUCCGCCGCCGCCACCAGGACUGCCGGAUCCGCCUCCGCAGUGGCCGCGUGUCGGAGGACCAACCCUUCUGCUUCGGGCGAGAAGGGCGGCGCCGGUUCUUCGGAGGGCCGCAAGCAGUCGGCGGGGAAGUGCAAGCGCGUACGCACCAUCUUCACGCCGGAGCAGCUGGAGCGGCUGGAGGCGGAGUUCGAGCGCCAGCAGUACAUGGUGGGGCCCGAGCGCCUCUACCUGGCGCACGCGCUCCAGCUCACUGAGGCACAGGUGAAGGUGUGGUUCCAGAAUCGACGCAUAAAGUGGCGCAAGCAGCACUUGGAGCUGCAGCAGCAACGGCUGGCGCAGCUGAAGCAGCAACAGCAGCAGCUGCACCAUCACCAGCAGCAGCAGCAUCACCAGCUGGAGGCGUCCACUCCCGGCGACAGCGACGGCGACAGCUGCAACAGCGGGCCCGACAGCCCCCCGCCCCCACCCCCGCAGCCGCAGCAGCAGCAGCAGCCAGCCUUCCCCACACAGUAG
Messenger RNA from Schistocerca cancellata (South American locust), 897 nucleotides. Its product is annotated as homeobox protein B-H1-like. The coding region runs from base 1 to 897 and encodes 298 amino acids. The transcript is spliced from 4 exons. Gene Ontology annotation, biological process: regulation of DNA-templated transcription; neuron differentiation; central nervous system development. The record is from RefSeq and is a predicted model, not a curated record. NCBI's taxonomy places the organism in Eukaryota, Metazoa, Arthropoda, Insecta, Orthoptera, Acrididae. Gene Ontology annotation, molecular function: DNA binding; DNA-binding transcription factor activity, RNA polymerase II-specific.